CCCUGGGGCCAAGAAGGGCAUAGGAGCAGUUGCAACGCCAGCAACACGCCCUACCAGAACACCCACGCUGACGUCACAACUCCAUUUCCGGUUCCAGCUUCCUGUGAAUGUGUGCCCUGAAAAGCAAGCAUGGCAGCCCCCGGCAGGAUGUUCAUUGUGCCAGCGGCCUUGGAAGGGGCUCUUCUUCAGCACUUCAUGUGUCAGAAGCUGGAGAUCGCCUAUGCCAUACACAAGCCGUUUCCGUUCUUUGAGGGCCUCCGGGACAACUGCUUCAUCACCGACAGAGUGCUUGCGGACUCGGUGGAGGCCUGUCGUCAUUUAGUUCCUGUAAGCAGAGUGGUGUACGACGUCCUUACCGGGCUGGAGCAGACAUUCACCCCAGCAUUGCUGGGCACCUUGUUCAGCCACAUCAACCUGCGUGAAUACCCCAGGCUGGCAGCAGUUCUCAGGAGCUUCAGGAGAGUCUGCGCUUCCUAUGGAGAAUGGCGCCCACGCCCAGCAAUCGCGCUGGAAGCCCCACCCGGCCCCACUGAAGGGAGUUGCCCCCAGACCCUGCUGCUGCCCCUGCCACAGCCACCACCUCAGAGCCAGCUGCCCAGUGCCAGCAAAAUUGGUGACCUUGGAGUGUCCUCGUCCAACUCUUCGGACCCUGCUGUGCCUCGGCCUGUGCACAUCCUGGAAGGAAGAAACACACCAGUGACCAAUGACAACUUAAUAUGUGAAAGAGAUGAGCAGAAAGACCCCCAAAGGCUGCUCAGCCCUCCUUUUGACACUGCUCAAGUGAUAAGAGAGAAUUCUCCAGAGCCAGAUGACCCAGAAGAUUCCCAGGAGGCCCCACGCCCACCUCCCAAGAAGAGAGGAAUUAAGAGGAAAAGGAGUAUCUGGUCAACUCCAAAAAAGAGAUGUCAGAAAAAAAGCCUCCCAAGAGAGGAGAAAAGAAAGAGUUCUAGCUGCUCAAAUUCAAGACAAGAGGAAAAAAGACCCCCAGGAGGGGUUGUCUCAUCUGGGCAUGAAAUGCAAAAGAAGCUGGAGCAGGUGACUAGAAGGAAAGAUGAUCCAAUCCGAAACUCAAGGGUGAUGACAAAGAACAAGAAGGCAAAAAUGAACUGUACCCAAGUGUCCAGACUGGAGGAAAAGAAACAGAAAACAAAUACUCGUGCAUGUUCAAAAAAGAUCCAGAAAAAUAUUCUCCAGAGAGAAAACCAUGAAGAUGACACCGUGGAUUUUCGCUGUCCAAAGCUUCCUGUGACCUGUGGAAAGGCUAAGGGGAUUUUAUACAAAAAGAAAAUGAGACAAGGCUCCUUGGAGAAGUGUAUUCAAAAUGGAAAAGGCGCCUGGUUCACCCCAGGUGAAUUUGCAGCAGAUGGGAAAAAAGGAGGCAAGAAGAACUGGAAACGGGAGAUCUACUGCGGAGGAAAGGCCCUCAGAGAGCUGUUGGAGGAAGGACUUCUGCUCUGUCCUCCAGGCAGAUGUCUCAAGAGAGGGGGGAAGGGCAGGUGAGUUUCUGCCACAUUUGUCUGAAGGCCUCAGAAUCCCCACGUUCACCAGCUCCGAGUAACCUCCGCAUCCUGGCAGGACAUCUUCAUUGCGACUGCUGAGCAUAGGAUUUCACAGCUUAUCUUAAAUGGCUAACAGCAGGUUUUUUCCAAAAUGAAAAAUUAGAACACAAA
Ochotona princeps (American pika) is the source of this 1670-nucleotide messenger RNA. Its product is annotated as sp110 nuclear body protein. The transcript is spliced from 14 exons. Gene Ontology annotation, molecular function: DNA-binding transcription factor activity, RNA polymerase II-specific; DNA binding. Lineage: Eukaryota; Metazoa; Chordata; Mammalia; Lagomorpha; Ochotonidae. Bases 130 to 1500 code for a protein of 456 amino acids. Gene Ontology annotation, biological process: regulation of transcription by RNA polymerase II. Gene Ontology annotation, cellular component: nucleus. The record is from RefSeq and is a predicted model, not a curated record.